Molecule: messenger RNA, 1685 nt
Organism: Macaca mulatta (Rhesus monkey)
Lineage: Eukaryota; Metazoa; Chordata; Mammalia; Primates; Cercopithecidae
Source: RefSeq, a predicted model, not a curated record
UGCUCUGUCCAGGACUUCUCUGUCAUCACUCCCCAGAAGCUGGAAGAAAGCCACAGCCAUGCCAGGAGUGGAGCCAGGGUGUGCAGGACACGGCAGCAGCACCCACAUGUGAUGGGCUGUCUACACACAAGAGAUUUUGGCAUGUUGAAUGGGCACUGUGGUGUUCUACAAUCUUCAAGAACAGUACACUUACACCUUCAGUAAGAACUCCAGCUUCCCUGCAGCUUUAUUUCCUGAAGAGGUCAUGCUGACCAGAGAGGCGGCCACACUGAGCUUCCGAACCACCGUCCCCCCGCUUACAGCUCUGCAAGAGCUCCUUCCGCGAGGAAUACCUUCCAGUUGUUCUCACCUUAAAUGUUAACUGUGAAGCAGCCUCGGGCAGGUCCUUCAGAAAGUUUCCAGAAGAAGGCAUUAUUAUCAAGGAGAUGACAACUCCAUGCCUGUUACUGCCCCUGAAGACCUUCCAGUGGGACAAGAUGUGGAGGGUCUCGCUCUUUCACCCAGACUGGAGGGCAGUGGCACAAUCACGGCUCACUGUGGUCUCCACCUCUUGAGCUCCAGAGAUCCUCCCACCUCACUCAGGAGGACGCCAGUCCUGCAGGCAGACAUCAGGCCCCAGAUGGACCCUGGACUCAAGGUGUACACCAGGUCCGAAGUUGACAACCAGGCCCCAGAUGGACACCAAGGCCCUAGGUGGACAGCAGGCCCAUUUGAACACUAGAUUCAUGUGGACAUCAGGCCGCAGGUAGACACCAUGCCAUGCCUGUGGCCCUUUGUAAGAAGGCACGACCAGGUAUUACAGGGCAGCGCAGGGCAGGCCCUAGCAGGCCAGGCCACACCAGAGAUCCCAUCGGGGCUGCAUCUGCACAUUGUCCUUGUCCAGGAGGAGAUUCGGGAGCCCAUGGAGGCAGAGGCACAUGCUCCUGUUCCACAUACAGAAAUACCAGCACUUCCAGCACCAGCUGUUGAGCCAGAGCCAGCAUGGGAAGAGCCCCCUCCAGAGACAGUGCUGGAGCUGGAGGGAGCUCCAGCCAAGGACCAGUCCAACGAGGAGCUGCCUGAAAUUAUGGCACCUACUGUAGCCACUGGCCUUAGCCCUGCAACUGAAAACGUGGCUGUAGAGAGAAGUCGGAGGGAGGGGGUGACCAGCACGGUCCCAGCCAGCAGCUCCCAUGCUGCACCUAGUCCUGGGCAGGUGGCAAACAUGGAGGCAAAGACCAGGGUUUUGAGCCUGGGCUCCUCUACCCUGCCGGAGAGAGCCUUGUCUCAUUCACUAGAGCUGCAGUCCUGCUGCUGCAGGGCCUGUUUAUUCUACUGCUGCUGUUGGGGUCCAUCUGUGUGCAGGAGGUGCUUAAGGGCAUUAAAAGAAGAGUGGUUAGAAGAGUUCCAGUAGCUCCUCCUGCAUCCAGAGGCGGCCUCCUCCUCCAGGCAUGGAUGUCUGUCUGCAACUGGGCAUCCAGGCUGUUUGCCCCUGAUGGGCUGCCCAGGACGGGCUCCUAACAGGCGGGCAGGGAGUGAGGGGAUCAGGAAGCAGCUCCAAAGGGUACAGCAAGCAAAGCUUUUAAAGACAGCACUUGUGCCCCAGGAUGUCCAUGCCACCACCUGCCCUAGCAUUUAUUAAUAGUGUUAGAAUUACAAGUUGAUGAAACUGUAUAUCAAUAAACUUUUAUUCCUGAAACUUCGCA